AUGGCGUGCGAGGCGGGCUGGUGCGCGCUAGUCAGCACCGCCCACCCGCUCCGCUGCGGCCGCCGCGCCACCAGCCCUUUGCACCGCAGGGAGAACCUCUGCCUGGACAACAUCGACGGCGAGUGGUGGGGCGUGGCAGUCGAGCUUAUUGCCUUCGUGUAUUCCUUUGUCGCCGUCGCCAUUGUGGCCGACCGCCACCUCGUCGUGAGCCUGGAGACGCUGUGCGUGCGCUGGAACGUGCGCGAGGACGUCGCGGGCGCCUCCUUCAUGGCGCUCGGUAGUGCGGCGCCAGAGGUGAUCAUCAACGCAAUCUCGACGCUCAAGACGGUGCUGUCGACAGAGAAGCACGACGGGUACGUGGACGAGGGUGACGACGGCGACGACGCGGUCCUCGGCGUCGGCGCCAUCCUCGGCUCCGGCAUGAUCGCCUUCACCGCCAUCCCGGGCAUCUGCGGCGUCGCCGCCGGAGGGGCGGAGCCGCUGCUGCUGAAGCGGCGGCCGCUCGCGCGCGACUUGGUGACGUACCUGCUCUCGAUCUCGUGGCUGUGCUACAUCUUCAGCGACGGCCGCAUCGAGGCGGUCGAGGCUGCCGCCAUGCUCGCAGGCUACGUCUGCUACAUGCUGGUGGUGGUCUACGCGGCAGACGUGCGGCGGCUGUACCGCGUGCACUGGCUGGGCAAGGAGGACCGCCUCUCCGAGUCAUUCGUCAAGUCCUCCCGCGAGUCUUCCCGAGCUCCGUCCGCCCACGCGGACUCGUGCGGAGAGCGCACGCCGCUGCCUUCCCGUACCGACUCGGCGGUAGGCAGCCCCUACCACCUCCACCUCCACGUCGCGGAGUCGCCCUUCGCGCCCACCGCCGGCUCGUGCUACUCGGGGUCGUACUCGGGGUCGUACUCCCCGCCCGCCCACGCGCCCGCGCCGUCGCCGCCCGCCUCCUCCUUCCUGCCGGUCGCGGGCGGCGGGGCGGCGGGCAGCCCUGCGCCGGAGGGAGGGAGGUGGACUCCUCCGCGCGGCGAGGAGGAGAGCCCGCCAGCAGAGGGACCAGCAGAGGGACCAGCAGAGGGACCAGCAGGGGGACCAGCAGAUGGAGGGCCCAAGGGAGGGCUGGCACGCGCCGCCGCGGCAGCGCUCGCCGCCGCGAGCAAGGCCGUGAGCAAGGCUGCAGCUCUCUGCAUCCUGCCUGUCGAGUGGCUGGUGAGCGCCACUUGCCCGCCGCCCGACACCGCUCUGGUACCCGGCGCGAUGCUCGACGUGCCCGCCGCCUUCCUCGGCAUGUACGUCAUCGCCAUCGGCGCCGAGAUCCCCGACACCAUCCAGUCCGUCACCGUCGCUAAGCGCGGCUACGGCUCGAUGGCCGUCUCAAACUCUUGCGGCUCGCAGAUCGUCAACGUGCUCGUCGGGCUCGGCCUGCCGUUCCUCUCGCGGCCGCCCUGCGCCGCACAGGCGGCCAACCUCGCCGUCUUCGCCUCGCUCCUCAUCCUCUCCACAGCGCACACCUGGCGGCGCGGCGACCACAGGAAGUCGCAGCUCACAAAGGCGAAGGGCAAGGUCCUGAUCUGCACGUACGUAGUCUGCAUCUCCUCCUACCCCAUCGUACAGCGGUGGUGGAGCCCGCACGAUCCGCCCAACCUGCUCGGCUUCCUCUCCUGA
This is a messenger RNA of Emiliania huxleyi CCMP1516, 1650 nucleotides long. RefSeq lists its product as hypothetical. The transcript is spliced from 10 exons. Gene Ontology annotation, cellular component: membrane. Gene Ontology annotation, biological process: intracellular calcium ion homeostasis; calcium ion transmembrane transport. Bases 1 to 1650 code for a protein of 549 amino acids. Lineage: Eukaryota; Haptophyta; Isochrysidales; Noelaerhabdaceae. The record is from RefSeq and is a predicted model, not a curated record. Gene Ontology annotation, molecular function: calcium channel activity; calcium, potassium:sodium antiporter activity.